Molecule: messenger RNA, 1140 nt
Organism: Heterobasidion irregulare TC 32-1
Lineage: Eukaryota; Fungi; Basidiomycota; Agaricomycetes; Russulales; Bondarzewiaceae
Exons: 5
Coding region: 1-1140 (379 amino acids)
Source: RefSeq, a predicted model, not a curated record
AUGGUCCACUACGCUCUUUCCGCUCUUUUGGCCGUCGCCUCCUCGACCUACGUCGUUGCCCAGUCCGCAACCGAACAGCAGUUCCCUGACACGCCCCUCGCGAACAAGCACUUCUCUUACCCCACGCAGAUCCCCUACAAGUCGGACACGGACAGCUUUGGCCGUGGUACCCAGUUUGGCUACAACCUGUGCAACUCCACCACCGAGGGUGCCAGCUCCUUGUGCCAGACGUCCUUUGUCAACCAUCUCGAUGACUUCUGCCUGUGGUCUCCCGCGAGCCCCAACUCCACGAUCGCCGACACUGAGGGCGAGGAAGUUGCAUGGUGCACGAAGAAGGGUCACGGCACGCGUUUAAUGCCUGCCGGAACCCUCCAGGGUGUUCAGUACCUCAAGACCCCCGACUACAUCCUGAUCGCUGGUUUCAUCGACCAGACCAAGAUCAACAUCCAGGAUGGCGAUUACGGAGGUGAGCUCGACCCCCACGGUCAGGAUCUCCGUGGCAAUCCUCUCGGAGGCCUCUUGUAUUCUAACGUGUUCGAGACCAACAAUGACAACAACACGUACACGCAGGUCAUUGAGUGGACAAACUUCAUGGGUGGCAACGCUUUCUGUAUCAAGGCCUGUGAUCCCGCUGGAGCCAACGCUGCCUCUUACUGCCAGCACAUCUACGACCGUAUCGGUUGCUCAUACAAUGCGCCCAACAACGCUCAGAACGGCACCUUCGAGGUUUGCGACAGCGACAACAUGAUGUUCCCCGGGCAGUACGUUGAGAACGGUGUCACCAUGACCUACACUCAACCCCCCGAGUCUCUUGGUGCUAUCACCACCAUGCCCUACACCGCCUCCAUUCCUGCUUCCUCCAACUGCCGGACGUUCCAGUCGGCGGAUCUCUACACUGACCUCGCUGCCGUCACUGCUUCGGCUGCGUCCAGUGCCGCCACUGCGACCGCGACCGCGAGCGGCAAGUCCGGCUCGUCCGCAUCUGCUAGCAAGGGUUCCUCUGCCUCUGGCACUGCCAGCCGCUCGGGAUCUGCUUCGUCGGCAACCGUCACUGGUGCUUCCAGCGGCGCGUCCUCGAUGGGUGUCUCCCUCGUGGCCGGCAUCGUUGGUGUUGCCUUCUCCGUCGUCGCACUCGCAUAA